AUGAGUGGGUUCCACCUUCGAGACAGGGAUAUAUAUGGACUGCCAGAGGAAGAGGAGGAAGAUGCUGUUUACAACAGUGGUAGAUAUGACGAUGAAGGAGAUUUUGAGAUGUCGGAUGACUACGACGAUGGGCAAGAGCAUGAGCAUGAACCAGAGCAUGAACAAGAGCAAGGUCUUGAUUCAAAGGAUCAGAAUGGUGUAGCUUCAAAUAUACUGAAAUUCUAUCCAUACGCAAAUAAUAAACUGACAAGAAGUGUCGGUACCUUCAAUCUAUCAUUGAGCAAUGUUAAUCUGCCCACAAUUAAUACAAACGUUUGUGAAACUAAUAAUAGAGAUAUGGGUUCCGCAGAUAUCAAGAGACGCGAAGAAAAUGUGGAUGAAUGCAUAAAUAGAUGGUCGCCAUUCAACGAGGAGAACCCUUCUACUCCUACCCUCAAAAGAACAGCUUCAAAAAGUGAAUUGUCCCCAUUCGUUAAUGACCCAGAAAUACUACGAAAAUGGAAAUAUAAAAAUCAAACGAACAAUUCGGUGGACUCUCCUUCGUCUAAUUUAAAGAAAACUUGGACCUCAAAUGAUGACUGGGAUAGUGAUAAUAAGGAAAACAUACAAAACACGCUUGACUCAAAACAAAAAUCACCGAAUAAACCAUACAAUGUUGCAAAACUAGAUCAAUCGGUAUUUAAAUCAAACGGUCUCGUAUCGAAAAUGUCAAAAAUAGUAGCAUCAUAUCCAAAAAAAUUGCAUAUACCAGACACCCCUGUUAAAAAAUCCCCGCUGAUGUAUAACAGUCAAUUGUCAAAUUCAUCGAUAUAUUUCCAAUCAAGUACCAUAGACGAAUCGCCAAAUAUGAAUUCUGCUGACAUUAAUCAUACUCAGAACACAUCUUUAUUCAUUCAGUCCCCAACUUUUAAGAAAACUCCCCAUAUAUUUGUGGAAGAAGUAUCUCCAGCGGUAGAUAAAGAUCCAAGCAAUAUUCAUAACAUGAAUAUUAACAAGGAAAAAAUAUUAAAUUACAAACUGGCAUCCCAAUCCAGUGCUAAUAGAUAUAAAAAAAUAAAAAAGUCAAGAAACUCUGUAAUAUUCCAAAAUAAUGAGUUGACGAACAGCAUUCAGCAAUUUACUGAUGAACUUUAUGGUUCAGACAGCAAUUACUCUCCAUCCCCAACUCAGUAUGGGAAACAAAACUCUAAUUCGUAUACGAAUAAUAAUCAUACAACUCCAACGCGACCUAAAUCAACGCCUGAAUCUCGAAGAAGUGGACAGUUAUAUUCAGAAGAAUCUGGUAAUCCAUCACCAGUACGAACAAGGAGGUUUAUUAACGCAAAAUUAUCUUCAAACCCAGAUGCUCAUUUAUUUGACAGAUUCACUAAUGUAAACGUCAUUGGCAAUGGUCAAUUCUCAAAAGUAUACCAGGUUACAUUUGAACAAACUGACAAGAAAUACGCAGUUAAAUCUCUGCAGCCGAAUAAAUACAACUCAUUCAAACGUAUAUUACAAGAAAUUAAAAUCCUGUCAGAGAUUAGUGAAAAACCGGUUGAUGAAGAUGGAAAGGAAUAUAUAAUUGACUUCAUCAGUUCAUGGAAAUAUCAGAGUUGCUUCUAUGUUAUGACAAAUUAUUGUGAAAAUGGAAACUUGGAUAAAUUCUUACAAGAGCAAGUAAUUGCUAAAAAUACACGAUUAGAUGAUUGGAGAAUUUGGAAAAUAAUUGUUGAAUUAUGUUUAGCACUUAGAUUUAUUCAUGAUUCGUGUAAUAUCGUUCAUUUGGACUUAAAGCCUGCCAAUGUGAUGAUUACAUUUGAAGGUAACUUGAAACUAGGUGACUUUGGUAUGGCUACUCAUUUACCGCUAGAAGAUACAAGUUUUGAAAAUGAAGGUGAUCGAGAAUACAUUGCUCCAGAAAUUAUAUCAGAUAGUAUAUACGAUUAUAGAGCUGAUAUCUUUUCAUUGGGGUUGCUUAUUGUAGAAAUUGCAGCCAAUGUAGUACUACCAGAUAAUGGAUACGCUUGGCAUAAAUUAAGAUCUGGUGAUUUAUCGGAUGCUGGUAGGCUAAGUUCUAGUGAUAUCCACUCAGAAUCAUUAUUCUCUAACACUUCAAAAGUUGAUACUAACUUAACAGACUAUUCAAACAGUUCCUCCAAACGUCCAAAGAUUCCACCUUGGGUUCCAAGAUUCUUAACCGACGGAGAAUCCCUAGAUAGAAUGGUGAAAUGGAUGAUAGAACCUAAAUACAAGAAAAGACCAACUGCUGCACAAAUUUUACAUACAGAAGAAUGCAUUUAUGUCGAAAUGACAAGAAAGGCUGGCGCCGUCAUUCAGGAAGAUGAUUAUGGUCCUAAACCAAACUUUUUAACCUUUAAUUGA
Messenger RNA from Vanderwaltozyma polyspora DSM 70294, 2361 nucleotides. RefSeq names its product tyrosine protein kinase SWE1 (gene SWE1). Bases 1 to 2361 code for a protein of 786 amino acids. Gene Ontology annotation, molecular function: ATP binding; protein kinase activity. Lineage: Eukaryota; Fungi; Ascomycota; Saccharomycetes; Saccharomycetales; Saccharomycetaceae. Gene Ontology annotation, biological process: protein phosphorylation. The transcript has a single exon. The record is from RefSeq and is a predicted model, not a curated record.